AGGCAAAAGGACUUGGACUGAAAAUACUAGUAGAUAGAAUCCUCGAAUACUAAAACCCUAAAAACUGUAGGUUUCAUUCUCUUCUGGGUUUCAAAUUUCCUUCGGAGAAAAGAACACAGGGACCCUUUGCUUUCGCCUCAGAAUCUCUCUUCAUUCAGGUGUUUAAUUCUGCACAAUGUCGCGUGUAUAUGUUGGAAACUUGGAUCCACGGGUCACUGAGCGAGAACUCGAAGACGAGUUUCGCGUUUUCGGAGUUAUUCGAAGUGUUUGGGUUGCUCGGAGACCUCCAGGCUAUGCUUUCAUUGAUUUCGAUGAUACCAGGGACGCCAAAGAUGCCAUUCAUUCUCUGGAUGGUAAAAAUGGCUGGAGAGUUGAGCUUUCUCAUAAUUCUAGAGGUGGGGGUGGAGGUCGUGGUGGUGGGAGAGGCGGUGGAAGAGGUGGAUCUGAUUUGAAGUGCUAUGAGUGUGGUGAGCCUGGUCACUUUGCUCGUGAAUGUCGUUUACGUGUUGGUGGUGGAGGAGGGGGGAGGCGUCGCAGCCGCAGUCCAAGAUACAGGAGGAGCCCAAGUUAUGGCAGAAGGAGCUUCAGUCCACGUGGUAGGUCUCCACCUCCACGCCGUCGUAGCCCCUCACCCCGUGGAAGAAGCUACAGCAGGUCACCUCCAUAUCGUGCUCGUGAAGAACUGCCUUACGCAAAUGGAAAUGGUGUCAGGGAGCGACGUCGGAGCAGGAGCUGAUUGGGGUGGUUUACUAUGAAAAUACUGAUAUUAAGUCUUUAGUAUGCUUGGACAUCAUUCAACUCUGUUUAAAGCUGGGUGCUGCCUGCAACCACAAAUCUUGGAUUUGGUUAAGUUCUUAUCUUUCUGUGUUGAUUAGUAUUUUUUAUGUUGCGUAUAGAAGCAAUCUGUUUCAAACUCAAUGAAUUGGUGCUUGUUAGUGUUAACAAUUUGCUCUUUAGUACAUUGCAAAAUUGGCUAAGUUUUGUACUGUUUUCUUGUGUCGAGGUUGUCUUCAUGGUUCUGCUACAUUGGUAGUGUGCCUCUUCUGCUUCUGCGUCAUUGGUUUUCUGCUUCUACACUUCCCUGUGGUUUUGUUGCUCGCUGCCUUCCCCAGGAUCUUCAAUUUUGAAUUAUUGUGGAUCCCGGCUGGCUUCAUCACUUGGAAAAGCCUGCUUAAUUGAAUCUCGGCAGCAUGAUGCAUCUCCCUCCCCUCUGGUUUUGUGCCUUGCUGUCUUCCCUAGGAUCUUCAAUUUUGAUUAGUUGUGGAUCCCAGCUGCCUUCAUCAAAGCUUACUUGAUUGAAUCUCACCAGCAUGAUGCAUCUCCCUCAUACGUUAUUACAACUUUUUUUUUGUUUUUGCCUGGAUAGACAAGCUGCUUGUUACUCUUCUGGCAGGUACAAGCAUAUAAGAAGUUGAGGUUUUUCAAGACCUAAUUGUUUCAGUUGUUCUUAUUAAUUGGGUUUCCAUGCGUAGGUUAUUUAAAGUACGACGACUAAGUUGUGGAGCAAGUGGCAACUUUGGGGGUUCUGUUGCUUCGUAGGCUCAUUGCUUCAGUUUUUUUUCCCUAUGCUUGGGUUGGGUAUAGAGAGGUGGGGGGGGGGGGGUUGCUGUAGUUAUUGAAUGUGAGUUUCUUUUUCCACUUCACAAAAGUGUACUGCCUCCCAUAGUGUGCACAAUAUCGAUAUUGUGCUAUGAAAAGAAGUGACUGCAAGAAUUAGUGAACAAUAACUAUUUUUUCAAAGAUUUGAUGCGUGAAUUUCCUACAGAGUUUAGUGAUUUUCCUGGACCUUUUCUAUCGUUUUAGUUUGGUGCCAUGGCGUUGGUGGUUAGUUUAAGGGUAUGUUUGGGUCAGAAAUUAUGUUGUUGAUGGACUUCACCUGGAGCUGGUUAGUGGUUUUGCUUUGAAAGAACUCUUAUUGCAUUUUGGUUUUGUUUCCAUGUCUAAUUCUUGGAAAAAACUCCAAAAUGUAGCUAUUAACUAAUUUUCAGUUGUAUAUCUCAGAUUUUAUUUGGACAUGCUUUUAAUUGAUAUUCUGGGAACAAUAUUCACUA
Molecule: messenger RNA, 2051 nt
Organism: Chenopodium quinoa (quinoa)
Lineage: Eukaryota; Viridiplantae; Streptophyta; Magnoliopsida; Caryophyllales; Amaranthaceae
Product: serine/arginine-rich splicing factor RSZ22A-like
Exons: 6
Coding region: 176-736 (186 amino acids)
Biological process (GO): mRNA splicing, via spliceosome
Cellular component (GO): nuclear speck
Molecular function (GO): zinc ion binding; RNA binding
Source: RefSeq, a predicted model, not a curated record